This is a messenger RNA of Thalassophryne amazonica, 4567 nucleotides long. It is a transcript of the gene tnr, whose product is annotated as tenascin R (restrictin, janusin). Gene Ontology annotation, molecular function: protein binding. The record is from RefSeq and is a predicted model, not a curated record. NCBI's taxonomy places the organism in Eukaryota, Metazoa, Chordata, Actinopteri, Batrachoidiformes, Batrachoididae.
GCAGUCAGACACGGACUGGCAACAAGAGAACAAAGUGUGCACAGAAAAGGUGUGAGUGGACAGAAGCGGUGAGGUUUGUUUCCAACAUGCCACAGACACAGCAGUAUCACUGGGCCACAGCAGGCUGGAUAUUGGCUUUGGCCCUGGUUUUGGCACUACAGGGCAUCACUCAUGGUGCUCCAUCAAGAGACAACAAGCUAGUACGAACCAGCCGAGUCCGGAGGCAGACACCAGGUGGCGAUCAGCUCCCCUCUGCUUCUGCAGCUAACCAGACACUGCGGGAGCAGGCUAUGGUCUUUAACCAUGUCUACAACAUCAACGUACCCUUAGAGUCGCUGUGCUCUGUCGAGCUGGAUGCGUCAACACCACCAGCCCCAGGCGCUCAUGCUAAAUCUUCCCCAGAGGUUCCAAUGGGAUCAACCGGACCAGCAGAGUACACAGAGCACACAAUGGACACCGACAGCCAGGUAACAUUCACACAUCGCAUCAACAUCCCAAAAGCAGCCUGUGGUUGUCCCACAACAACCACAAUCCAGCAGCUCGCCACCCGGAUGGAGAUGCUGGAGAGAGAAGUUUCUAUGCUCAGAGCUCAGUGUGGAUCUGGAUGCUGUGGGGAGAGCCCAGCCAUGGGCCGUUUGGACUUCAUUUCCAGCUGUAGCGGACACGGCAGUUUCAGCUUUGAUCUUUGCAGCUGCAUCUGUGACGAAGGUUGGAUCGGCAAAAACUGCUCUGAGGCUCGCUGCCCAGAUGACUGUUCUGGCCAGGGGGUCUGUGUGGAAGGAGAGUGCGUGUGCGACCGUGACUUUGGAGGGGACAACUGUUCUGAGCCAAGGUGUCCUUCGGACUGCUCGGGCCGCGGGUUGUGUAUUGAUGGGGAGUGCGUGUGCGAAGAGUCCUUCACUGGAGAAGAUUGCAUGGUGGGGAGAUGUCUCAAUGACUGCUCGGACCAGGGCCUCUGUGUUAAUGGGACGUGUCAGUGCCGGCCUGGGUACGUUGGAGAGGACUGCUCGCUAGUCUACUGUGCCAACAACUGCAGUAAGAAGGGCGUCUGCAAAGAAGGUUUCUGCGUCUGCCAGGAGGGCUUUGCUGGAGACGACUGCAACUCUGUGGCACCUGCUAUGAACCUGAAGGUACGCAAGGUGACAGAUCGGGCGAUUGACCUGGAGUGGGAUGGGUCUGAAGUGCUGACAGAUUUCUUGGUGACCUACACACCGAGCAGCCCUGGAGGUGUGCAGCUGGAGAUAAGGAUUCCUGGCAACAUCACCACUUGUGCUAUCUCAGGCCUAGAAGCAGGCAUGGAGUACAAUGUCAACGUGUUUGCUGUCAUCAACAACAGUAUCAGUGCCCCCGCCAGCAUUACAGUUUCAACCUAUCUAUCCAACCCAGAUGGUUUAGUCUUCAAAUCCAUCACAGAGACAUCGGUGGAGAUCCAGUGGCAGCCGUUUUACUAUUCCUUCGAUGGAUGGGAGAUCAGUUUCAUCCCCAAGGACAAUGAUGGAGGAAUGACUGCACAACUUCCCAGCACCAUCACAUCUUUUCUGCAGACUGGUCUGAGGCCAGGGGAAGAAUACACUGUCAAUCUAGUGGCCCUCAGAGACCAGGGUCGAAGCCAGCCGGUCACCGCCACUGUCACAACAUUGAUUGAUGGUCCUACUCACCUCAUUGUCCGGGAUGUGUCUGACACUGUGGCAUUUGUGGAGUGGACUCCACCAAAGGCUAAGAUUGACCAGAUUGUGUUGCGUUAUGGCCUGGUGGGAGGUGAGGGCCCACGGACCACCUUCCGCCUCCAGCCAACACUCAGCCAGUACUCUCUGCAGGUUCUACGUCCUGGCUCACGUUACGAGGUGUCUCUGUGCGGCGUGAGGAAAGGAAAUGAGAGCGGCCCCAUUUCUACAGAAUUUACUACUGCUGUAUCGUUCUUCUCAGAGAUCGAUGCCCCCAAGAACGUACGACUCCUGGCUAAGACCUCCACUACAUUGGAGCUGGAAUGGGAUAACAGUGAGGCGGAGGUGGAGGGCUACCAGGUGGUGUACAGUACUUUAGCAGGUGAUCUGUAUGAUAAAAUAAUUGUACCACGUAAUGAAGGAGUCACCACUAAGACUACUUUAACAGACCUGCUGCCAGGCACAGAAUAUGGUAUUGGUAUUUCUGCCAUGAAAGGUGACAACCAGAGUACGCCAGCUACGAUGAAUGCCAGGACGGGUCUGGAUGUGCCCAUGGAUCUCACUGUGACAGCUUCCACAGACAACAGCAUCACUCUGGUGUGGGGCCUUGUGCAGGGCCCCAUCGACCACUACGGGGUCACCUACACGUCGUCCUCUGGCAUCACUACUGAGGUGUCAGUGCCUAAAGAUGUCACCACCACCACUUUGACCAACCUUGAACCUGGAACAGAGUACACCAUCACUGUAGCAGCACGACGAGGACGGCAGCAGAGCAGUGCAGCGACCAUCGACGCCUUCACAGGCAUCAGACCCGUUACCCACCUCUACUUGUCGGAGGUCACUUCAGAGUCCAUGGCAGUGGCGUGGAGCGCCCCAGCUCCACCUGCUGAUCUUUUCAUCUUGAGCUACAGCUCUGCUGAUGGCACCGACACCUCUAAGGUGAAGUUGGACGGCUCUAGGACGAGAUCUGUGGUUCAGGGUCUACUGCCAUCCACUCAGUACACCAUCAGUCUCAUCACGAUACAGGGGGAUGUUACAUCUGAGCCUGUUACAGCGACACUCACUACAGCAUGGACCCUCCACAAAGAGAUGACUGUGUCAGAUGUGACCGAGGACUCAGUGACUAUCUCUUGGAUUAAACCUCUAGCUUCUUUUGAAUACUAUAAGAUGUCCUACCAGUCAGCCAGAGGUCGAGUGGACAGCAUGGUGAUGGACAACGAUGUCACCAACUACACCUUGUCCAGUCUGUUCCCUGCUACAGAAUAUAAGAUUAGCCUCAAUGCUGUCAGAGGCAGCCAGGAGAGCAAAGUGGUCAGCACAUCUGUAUUCACAGCGAUGGACAUACCAGCGGAGUUGACAGCACUCAACAUCACUCCACAGGGAGCCCUACUGAGGUGGAACCCCCCUCUAUCCAGUGUGGACAACUAUGUACUAACCCUCACGCACCACCAAGUGACAGCUGAUACUUUCCUUGUGGAAGGCAACAAGCAAGAGUACCAGCUGUCCAACCUCAAGCCAAGUACCACCUACUCUGUAGCCCUGUAUGCCACCAAAGGACCCCUGACCAGUGGCACCGUCAUCACCAACCUGCAAACACCAAUGGAUACACCCGUGAACCUGACAGCCAUUGAGGUGAAUCACCGCAGUGCUCUUAUCUCGUGGCAGCCUCCUAUUGCAGAGAUCGACAACUACAUGCUCACUUACAAGUCGACUGAUGGCAGCCGCAAAGAGCUGAUUCUCGAUUCAGAAGACACGUGGAUUCGUCUGGAGGGUCUGGCUGAGACCACAGAGUACACAGUCAAGCUCCAGGCUGCAAGAGGAUUAGACACCAGCGCUAUAGUCACCACCACUUUCAUUACAGGGAGUCGUCUGUUUGCUACACCUCAAAACUGUGCCCAGCACCUGCUGAACGGAGAGACGCUGAGCGGUGUCUACACCAUUUACAUCAACAGAGACCCGAGCCAGGGUGUGCAGGUCUACUGUGACAUGACCACAGAUGACGGAGGCUGGGUCGUGUUCCAGCGUCGUCAAAACGGCCUGACGGACUUCUCCAGGAAGUGGAGUGACUAUCGGGUUGGCUUUGGAAACCUGGAGGAUGAGUUCUGGCUUGGUCUGGACAACGUUCAAAAAAUUGCUGCUCAGGGCCGUUAUGAGCUGAGGAUUGACAUGAAGGAUGGACAGGAAUCGGUCUACGAAUAUGACAAGUUCUCUAUUGGGGACGAGAACCUCUACAAGCUCAGAAUAGGAGAAUACAAUGGAACCGCUGGUGACUCUCUGAGCUACCACCAGGGCCGUCCCUUCUCUACAAAAGACAGAGACAAUGACAUCGCUGUUACCAACUGUGCCUUGUCUUACAAAGGAGCCUGGUGGUAUAAGAACUGCCACAGAGCCAACCUUAAUGGCAAAUAUGGCGAAUCCAGACACAGCCAGGGUAUUAAUUGGUACCACUGGAAAGGCCAUGAGUUCUCAAUUCCCUUUGUGGAAAUGAAGAUAAGGCCGUUCAACUUCCGUAGCAUCAGCAGCAAGCGGAGGCGGUCUACUCCUGUAUAAACAAAUUCUGUCCCCCCUCAGAUCAGAGUCAUGGAUAAAUGAGGUUCGAACAACGUUCGGCGAUCAGUUUCCGCUGUGUGUGCAUCUUGCUUACAAAUGUGUAGCAACAACCUAAAGCUUCUCACUCAAGCCAAAAUAUUUAAGAUGACUAAUAUUAAAUGCAAUGAGGAUAAUUAUAUAAUAUUAUUACAAUGCAAAAACUAAAACACUGUAUUGCUAUUCAUAUAUUGCUGACAUUCUAAAGUUGUACAUGUGACCAGAAAAGCACCACAGCAGCUACUAAGCUGAAAGACUGUCCGACCUCUGUUUUUCUGUGCUUCUGCUCCUUUAGCUGUUUUUUCCUGCUGUAUUCU